This is a messenger RNA of Cooperia oncophora, 329 nucleotides long. The record is from the annotation of a GenBank genome assembly. NCBI's taxonomy places the organism in Eukaryota, Metazoa, Nematoda, Chromadorea, Rhabditida, Trichostrongylidae.
CAAGCAGCAGCUCUGCUGGAACUUCUUACACCACUGCCAACGUCACUUCUACUAGAGUUGACACCACUACCACCUCCAGUAUCAGUGGUACCUCUGCCAGCACCGGUACCACAGGAACCUCUACCAACGCGAGUACCACAGCAACAUCUACCAGCGCCGGUACCACUACUGUCUCCUACACCUCUACAAGCACCAUUUCCUCUGGAUCGUCUUCAAAUCCUACAUCCACCGUAGGAACAACGGCUGUCUCACAGAUAAACAGCACUGUUCCCGGAGAACCAGGUAUCACCACGGAUUCAUCACACCCGAAUGGAGGUAACGAGAGUUGA